Messenger RNA from Lontra canadensis (Northern American river otter), 1321 nucleotides. It is a transcript of the gene PI15, whose product is annotated as peptidase inhibitor 15. The record is from RefSeq and is a predicted model, not a curated record. Lineage: Eukaryota; Metazoa; Chordata; Mammalia; Carnivora; Mustelidae. The coding region runs from base 244 to 1020 and encodes 258 amino acids. The transcript has 6 exons. Gene Ontology annotation, cellular component: extracellular region.
UGUGACAUAUAAAAGCUGUUAGCUGCUCCUGCAGCCAGCAGCAUUCAAACCUUGCAGAGUUUUGCUCUCUGAGAGCUUGUAAUAAGACACACUCUUAUAAGAGUUCAUGCUACAACCUAGCAAAGAACUUUAAAUUUUUGGAAGAACAAUAUAUUCAUUUUGGCAUUCUGCAGAGAUACUAACUCUAUCUUUCUCCUUUAAAGCAAAGUACACUUGGUGGCCUCUCCUCCUCCAUCCCUCAAAAUGAUAGCAGUCUCUGCAGUCAGCAGUGCACUCCUCUUCUCCCUUCUCUGUGAAGCAAGUGCCGUGGUCUUACUCAAUUCCACUGACUCAUCCCCGCCAACCAAUAAUUUCACUGAUAUUGAAGCAGCACUAAAAGCACAACUAGAUUCUGCGGAUAUCCCCAAAGCCAGGCGGAAGCGCUACAUUUCGCAGAAUGACAUGAUCGCCAUUCUUGAUUAUCAUAAUCAAGUUCGGGGCAAGGUGUUCCCACCGGCAGCAAACAUGGAAUAUAUGGUUUGGGAUGAAAAUCUUGCAAAAUCUGCGGAGGCGUGGGCAGCUACUUGCAUCUGGGACCAUGGACCUUCUUAUUUACUGAGAUUUUUGGGCCAAAACCUUUCUGUACGAACUGGAAGAUAUCGCUCUAUUCUCCAGUUGGUCAAGCCAUGGUAUGAUGAGGUGAAAGAUUAUGCUUUUCCAUAUCCUCAGGAUUGCAACCCCAGAUGUCCUAUGAGAUGUUUUGGCCCCAUGUGCACCCAUUAUACACAGAUGGUUUGGGCCACCUCCAAUCGGGUAGGAUGUGCAAUUCAUACUUGUCAAAACAUGAAUGUCUGGGGAGCUGUGUGGCGACGUGCAGUUUACCUGGUAUGCAACUAUGCCCCAAAGGGCAAUUGGAUUGGAGAAGCACCCUAUAAAGUAGGAGUACCAUGUUCUGCUUGCCCUCCAAGUUACGGAGGAUCUUGUACUGAUAAUCUUUGUUUUCCAGGAGUAACAUCAAACUACCUAUACUGGUUUAAAUAAGCUUAUCUUUUCCUCCAGGAAACAGAAUGUUUUCUGGGACUCAUAGGCAUAUAUAUAUAUUGAGUUUUGCACAUAUUAUACAUAUUUUAUAAUAAUCUUGUUUUCCUUUUAUUAUUCCUUGUAUAAAUUAGUGUUUGUCUAGUAUGUUUGUUUCAUCUUUGAGGUAAUCAAAACAUCCAUUUCUAUCUUCUGACCUCUAAGCCCAAGUUAAAAUGGUGUCUAUGUAGUAUUGACAUAGUUGAGACAUCCAGUUCUAAAACUUACUUUCCAAAGGAGAGAUGUUACAUUUGUGAGGAAUAAA